CAUCAAUCUAAACAUUUGCUUAACCAUUUGCUCCAAACUUUGGCCAUCAUCUAUCUCUACUAUCAUUACCAUUACCAUUACCAUCCACACCACACUUCCAUAGCCAGCCAACGCGAUGGAGGUCGGCACCCCCGAUCUCAAAUCUCUCGUGCUAGAGAAUUCUCGACGCUCCAAAUCGCUCUUCGCAGAUCCGUCAGCCCGCAAGAAAGUCAAGCUGACCGACGACGCGCUCGAACCCCAACGCGAGAAAGACGCUCUAUCCCUCCGCCUCCGCGCCGAAUACCAAUAUGUGCGAGACCUGCCUCCCGCCCUCGCCCAGAAGCAGGCGAGCGCCAUGAGCGCCAGGAAGAAGGGCAAGAGGCCAGCUGCGGGCGAACCCCCGGCCGCUCCAGAAGACCAGAAGACGCAGAAGCUGAUCGAGGGCAUCGCGCAAUCCUCCUCGUCCGGCACAAGUAACCUCCCUUCAAACUCCAACGCCCUAGUCCAUCUGCAACGACCUCCCGCUGCCGCAGCCGGUUCCGCAGCCGGUUCAAACACCACCGCAUCCCAAUCCCUAAGCGUCGCCCGAGCGCAGGCCACGCAUCAAGCCAAGCCCGACUGGCAUCCCCCAUGGAAGCUCAUGAGGGUAAUUUCGGGCCAUCUAGGCUGGGUGCGUGCCCUAGCCGUAGAGCCGCACAACCAGUGGUUUGCCAGCGGCGCCGGCGACCGCACCAUCAAGAUCUGGGAUCUCGCAACGGGGAACCUGAGGUUGACCCUGACGGGCCACAUAUCCACCGUGCGCGGCCUCGCCGUGUCCCCUCGACACCCGUACCUGUUCUCCUGCGGCGAGGACAAGAUGGUCAAGUGCUGGGACUUGGAGACGAACAAGGUCAUUCGCCACUACCACGGCCACCUCAGCGGCGUGUAUACCCUGUCGUUGCACCCUACCCUCGACGUUCUAGUGACGGGAGGCCGAGACGGCGUAGCCCGCGUCUGGGACAUGCGCACGCGCAGCAAUAUACACGUGCUCUCGGGCCACAAGGGCACCGUCGCCGACCUCAAGUGUCAGGAAGCCGACCCGCAAGUCAUAACCGCCUCUCUCGACUCCACCGUGCGCCUCUGGGACCUCGCCGCCGGCAAGACCAUGGGCGUCCUCACGCACCACAAAAAGGGCGUCCGCGCGCUAGCCCUGCACCCCAGCGAGUUCACCUUUGCCACCGGCAGCACCGGCAGCAUCAAGCAGUGGAAGUGUCCCGAGGGUGCCUUCAUGGGCAACUUCGACGGCCACAACGCCAUCAUCAACUCCCUCGCCGUCAACGAGGACGUCCUGUUCUCCGGCGGCGACAACGGCUCCAUGAGCUUCUGGGACUGGAAGACCGGCCACCGGUUCCAGGCUUUGGAUUCCAUCGCCCAGCCGGGGUCCCUGGACGCUGAGGCCGGCAUCAUGAGCUCGACCUUCGACCGCACGGGACUGCGGCUUAUCGUCGGCGAGGCGGACAAGACGAUCAAGGUAUGGAAGCAGGAUGAGAAGGCGACGCCGGAGACGCAUCCGCUCGAGUGGAAGCCUACGCUGGGGAGACAAAAGUAUUAAUCAAUUAAUUAAUUAAUUAGGAGUAUAAAAGGAAAUUGCGUAAUUUGUAUUGUAUUGCUCGCACUUAAGGGCGUGCUUUAUUUAGUAUAGACAUGC
Molecule: messenger RNA, 1666 nt
Organism: Daldinia decipiens
Lineage: Eukaryota; Fungi; Ascomycota; Sordariomycetes; Xylariales; Hypoxylaceae
Product: WD40 repeat-like protein
Exons: 1
Coding region: 116-1570 (484 amino acids)
Biological process (GO): mRNA splicing, via spliceosome
Cellular component (GO): Prp19 complex; precatalytic spliceosome; catalytic step 2 spliceosome
Molecular function (GO): protein binding
Source: RefSeq, a predicted model, not a curated record